This is a messenger RNA of Hypanus sabinus (Atlantic stingray), 3487 nucleotides long. RefSeq names its product LIM and senescent cell antigen-like-containing domain protein 1. Gene Ontology annotation, cellular component: focal adhesion; cytoplasm; cell-cell junction. The transcript has 10 exons. NCBI's taxonomy places the organism in Eukaryota, Metazoa, Chordata, Chondrichthyes, Myliobatiformes, Dasyatidae. The record is from RefSeq and is a predicted model, not a curated record. Gene Ontology annotation, biological process: cell-cell junction organization; positive regulation of integrin-mediated signaling pathway; positive regulation of substrate adhesion-dependent cell spreading. Bases 375 to 1385 code for a protein of 336 amino acids.
AGCGCAGGCAGCCGAACCAGCUAGGUUUAAAAGUGUAACUUUUCCCACCAGAUACUGUAUCAGCAACACGAAUUCCCUCUGCGUGUAGGCGUAUGUCUACACCCCCUUCAGCAUGUACAAGUGACUGAGCUCAUUACGCUUCCACACUGCCUCCGCUUCAGAUUCGUUGGUGGACUGCCAGUCGCGGUUUCUCUGCUUCUCCUGCAUUUGCAGACUUCCUCACAACGGAGCCGAGCCAGCUUGGCAGUGAAUGAUUGACAGCUCGGAGGGACGAGAGCGAGCGCCGGCUUAGCCUGCAGCAUCGCCAUUGUUGCGGCCUCUCGGUCAGAGAGAGGGAGUCUCGGCCACCACACACAGCGUGACAGGCACGGGGAAUGUUCGCCGUUGCGGGAAUGACCGGAAGCAACAUGGCAAAUGCUCUGGCUAAUGCCAUGUGUGAGCGAUGCAAAAGUGGCUUUGCACCAGCAGAAAGAAUUGUGAACAGCAAUGGAGAAUUGUACCAUGAACAGUGUUUUGUAUGUGCUCAGUGCUUCCAACAGUUCCCAGAAGGGCUGUUCUAUGAGUUUGAAGGACGCAAAUACUGUGAACAUGAUUUUCAGAUGCUUUUUGCACCCUGUUGUCAUCAGUGUGGUGAGUUCAUCAUUGGCCGAGUGAUUAAAGCCAUGAACAAUAGUUGGCAUCCGGAAUGUUUUCGCUGUGACCUCUGCCAACAAAUUCUUGCAGAUAUUGGAUUUGUAAAGAAUGCAGGCAGACAUCUUUGCCGUCCAUGCCAUAAUCGUGAAAAGGCUAGAGGUCUGGGGAAAUAUAUCUGUCAGAAGUGUCAUGCUAUUAUCGAUGAACAACCACUUAUAUUCAAGAAUGACCCUUAUCACCCCGAUCACUUCAACUGUGCAAACUGCGGAAAAGAGUUAACUGCCGAAGCCCGAGAACUGAAAGGAGAACUGUAUUGCUUGCCAUGCCAUGAUAAAAUGGGCGUUCCCAUUUGUGGUGCUUGCCGACGGCCAAUUGAAGGGCGCGUAGUCAAUGCCAUGGGCAAGCAGUGGCAUGUGGAGCAUUUUGUAUGCGCCAAGUGUGAGAAACCAUUUUUGGGUCACCGUCACUAUGAAAGGAAGGGAUUGGCUUAUUGUGAGACGCACUAUAAUCAGCUUUUUGGUGAUGUUUGCUACCACUGUAAUCGUGUGAUUGAAGGUGAUGUUGUAUCUGCUUUGAAUAAAGCUUGGUGUGUUAACUGUUUCGCCUGUUCAACCUGCAACACCAAGCUGACACUCAAAAACAAGUUUGUGGAGUUUGAUAUGAAGCCUGUUUGUAAGAAAUGUUAUGAAAAAUUUCCUCUGGAGCUGAAGAAAAGACUGAAGAAACUGGCUGAAAGUGCUGGACGGAAAUAAGGAAACUAAAGAUUAACAGUCAAUUUUCAUUAUUUUCAAAUUCAAAUUUUAUUUUUAAAAACAGUAAAACUCAGAUAAUCCACUUAAGGAUUACUCCAAAACCCUGUUUGGCUCACAGGGACCCUGGUCUCUCUGCUCCCUUUUAAAAUCAUUAGAGCUUCAUUUCCUGUACUCCCUUUAAACUCACUGGCUUCCUUGAAUAUUUAUUAUUCCCACUGUAGCAUCUUAAAAAUAAAUUAGAGAUUUUGGAGUAGUAACAGGAAUCCUGUCCAAUUGUCCUAAGAACCUGCUUGUUCAGUCCUACUGAAGUCCCAAAUGUGCAAGAUUAAGAAAUUUUACUGUAUAUUGUGACCAGUUAUUAGAUUAUUAUCCUAAAUUCAAAUUAUUUAAAUGUAAAGUUAUCAUGGAAGAUCUGCUUUGAUUUUAACUUUGCAGAGUCGUAUCUAUUUGUUCAAUUUAUUACUUUAAAAAACAAGUAAUCCAUAUUCAAAGGUUGCUCCCAUUUAAGUGGUCUAUUUGCGUAUUUUAUUCUUCCCUGAUUCUGAAGCGAUUACAAAUAUUACAAUAUUGCAGCUACGUGUUCCCUCCUACAUCUGUUUUGCUACUGGUGAGACUUGAGUUUGUUGAAUAUACUGGAAAAACCUAAAUCUCACUACUCUGACAUAAAAAUGACACAUGACACCAUGUUGCCAUCUCUAAAAGUAGUGAAUUGGAUUGUUUUUCUAAAAUGGUACUAUGUUUUCUAAAUGUUUGGUACAUGCUUUAAGCCUCCAUUUGCAUGGCCAGUAAAUGAAAAUACAAAAAAAAUUACAGCAGAAUGAAUUAAUAUGUGAUCUGUUCAUUCAUGAAGAAACAAGGCUUAUGAUUUGGCAAAUCAAAAUGUCUAGAUGCAAUUUAAAAAGCUUUGAUUUGCAGAAUGUAACAAUAUUACUUAAUAUAUUUACUGUGCUUACACUACAUCAAAUCAGUGCUUCUUUCAAUCCACUAAAGUAAAUGAAUUUAUUGACUUAUAGACAUGAGAUGCAAAUUAAAGUAAGGCACAGUGUACAUUCUUUCAUUGUGUACUCUGCUAGAUAUAUGGGUUGGUAGCUUUCAAAAAAUAUUUUAAUCUUCACUAUUUUUAUCCAGUUUUGUAAUCAAUUUAAGGAAUCAGUUACAAGCCAAUGAAUCAUUGUGAAAUAACUGGAAAAUAUGCAUGAAUGCUUGUAGUCAGAAACAAUGACCAACUUCAGAAUUUAUGGAUUAUUCAUUUGGUAAAAUUUUAUUUUGAAAACUGCUAUGAUAAAGUAAAACAAAACCUAAAUAUUUGAAGCAGAUGUUGAUUAACAUCAACUGUCAUGUAAUGGCUUCCUUGUAUAUUCUGACUUUUUUCUCACAUGUUAAUAUAAGAUGCUGUAACAACUGCAGUACUUAUUAAUUAGUUCUGUUUGCAUGUUUUAAAAUUGUACAAUUUAUUGCUUUUUUUUUAACAUAUUUAGCAUGAUAAAUACUAUAAUAGAACUCCUAAGAAAUAAAUUCAAUUGUUUCUGUACAUGUACUUGAAAGCAAAACUGAUCAACUACUACAUUUAUGUUUUUACUGCUUUGUGGGAAGUAUAUUAAACUGUCCAUGUAAAUUUAACUGCUGAAAGAAAUUGGACUGUUAGAUAUACAGAACAUUUGUUCUUCUGCCUCACAAUUGUAAGUGCUUUGAAUACCACAUUAGAUACAAAACCUUGUACUAUUUUAUAAAGUUUAAUGCAAGUACCAAAACUACUGGACAUGCUAUCAGUAUGUAGCAACUUCCUUCUGUUUUUUAUUCAGUUGAACGUAUUAAUUGUAAUAAAUGCUGGUGCUACAUAAUGGGAUGCAGUAAAUUGGAAAAUAAGUUCAUCUCAAUAAUUAGUUUUCUAACUGCUGACAUGCAUUCUAGUGAAGUAGUUACGUCAUGAAACAUCAUCAGAGCAUUAAUUCCUUGAAAACUAAGGAUAUUUGUCCAGUUGAGUGUUUGGGGAAGUGUAUACUGAAUUUAUUUUCUCAUUAAAGAAUGUAUUUUUUUUUGUGUAUCACCAUGCAGUAUCCCAGUAUUCAGUAUUAUGUAAUAAAAUAUAUAUGUGAGUUGUU